GCGUGUGUGUACGCUGUCUGUGUGUUUGCCCCUAACGAGUGUGCACCACUGAAGUAAGAAGCCGGGCGGCGUGUUUGUUUUUCCUCCAUUAAAAGUGCGACCGACGGGGCACGAGGGAGGGACAUGGGCGAAAGAUUUGUGGUAGUCCCGGUUGACAGAGGAGUUGGGGUCGCCGCGGAGGGGGUGCACUGGGACGCGGUUGUCGCUGACCCCGCACCGGACACCAUCAGCAGCAGCAGUAGCGGUGGCAUAGUGGAGGAAAAAGAGGCGGGGGACGACUCCGUGUUCGAGCCGCAGGACCCCAACGCUGUGGCGGUGCCUAUCCUAGAGUACAACAGGGAGCCCAACAAGUACGGUGAUGGCGUCCCAAAAGAAAACAGUCCCUUUAUCAACAACACAGACAUUGACAAAGGAAACAGCUACGAUGGCACCAACAUGGCCCUCUUUGAGGAGGAAAUGGAGAGCAACCCCAUGGUGUCAUCUCUCCUCAAUAAACUGGCGAACUACACCAACCUCACCCAGGGGGCCCAGGAGCACGAGGAGGCUGACGAUGACGAGGGGCCCAAAAAGAAAGCUGUUAAGAGCCCUCAGAUGGGGACCUUCAUGGGGGUCUACCUCCCCUGCCUCCAGAAUAUUCUGGGGGUCAUCCUGUUCCUCCGACUCACAUGGAUUGUGGGCACAGCCGGCAUCUUGGAGUCGCUAGCUAGUGUCGUCCUGUGCUGCUCUUGUACAAUGCUGACAGCCAUAUCCAUGAGUGCAAUUGCUACUAAUGGUGUUGUGCCAGCUGGAGGAUCCUACUAUAUGAUUUCCAGAUCUCUUGGACCAGAGUUUGGUGGAGCUGUAGGUCUCUGCUUCUACCUGGGCACAACCUUUGCUGGCUCCAUGUACAUCCUUGGUACUAUAGAGAUUCUUUUAACCUACAUUGUGCCUCAAGCAGCCAUCUUUGUGGCUGAGAAAAAGGAGGACGAGGUGAAUGCCUUGCUGAAUAACAUGCGUGUUUACGGCACGUGCUGCCUAGCUCUGAUGUCAUUGGUCGUCUUUGUAGGGGUGAAAUAUGUCAACAAGCUCGCUCUGGUCUUCCUGGCCUGCGUCAUUCUCUCCAUCCUCUCCAUAUAUGCUGGAGUCAUCAAGACCAUCUUUGAGCCACCAGACUUUCCUGUUUGCAUGUUGGGAAAUCGCACUCUGCAGAACACAAACUUUGACAGUUGUCUUAAGACGGAUUUCGUAAACAACAUGACGGUCACUACCAAACUGUGGGGGCUGUUUUGUGAUGGACGUGAUCUCAAUGCCACCUGCAACGAGUAUUUUGUCAACAACAAUGUGACCCUGGUGCAGGGCAUCCCCGGACUGAAGAGCGGAGUCAUUUCAGAAAACAUGUGGUCAACAUAUGGCCCUCUGGGUAUGUUGGUGGAAAACAAGGAGUUGUCAUCUCUUGAGGCGACUGACAAUUCCCAGGACGUCUACUUGCCCUAUGUGUUCAACGACAUCUCCACCUUCUUCACACUGCUGGUCGGCAUCUACUUCCCAUCUGUCACUGGUAUUAUGGCUGGGUCAAAUCGGUCAGGUGACCUGCGGGAUGCCCAGAAGUCCAUCCCCAUUGGGACCAUCCUGGCUAUCGCUACCACCUCCUUCAUCUACGUCACCUGUGUGGUUCUCUUUGGUGCCAGCAUUGAGGGAGUUCUGCUUCGGGACAAAUUUGGUGACUCGGUGAAAAGGAACCUUGUGAUCGGCACACUAUCAUGGCCCUCGCCGUGGGUGAUUGUGAUUGGCUCGUUCUUCUCCUGCUGUGGGGCGGGGCUACAGAGUUUGACUGGCGCCCCACGCCUGCUGCAGGCCAUCGCACGAGAUGGCAUCGUACCAUUCCUGCAGGUGUUCGGUCAUGGGAAAGCUAACGGAGAACCCACCUGGGCUCUGGUGCUGACUGCUGGGAUCUGUGAGAUCGGGAUCCUCAUCGCCUCCCUGGACGCCGUGGCUCCUAUUCUCUCCAUGUUUUUCCUCAUGUGCUACUUGUUUGUCAACCUGGCCUGUGCACUUCAGACCCUGCUGCGGACCCCUAACUGGAGACCACGCUUCCAAUACUACCACUGGGCUCUGUCCUUCCUGGGAAUGAGCUUGUGUCUUGCUCUCAUGUUCAUCUGUUCCUGGUAUUAUGCUAUCGUGGCCAUGGCUAUCGCUUCCUGCAUCUACAAAUAUAUUGAAUACAGAGGGGCAGAGAAGGAGUGGGGAGACGGUAUCCGGGGCCUGUCCCUGAACGCAGCACGCUACGCCCUCAUUCGCCUUGAGGAGGCUCCCCCACACACCAAGAACUGGAGGCCUCAGGUGCUGGUGCUCCUGAAUGUCGACUCAGAUCAAGGUGUCAAACACCCCCGUCUGCUGUCCCUCACCACUCAGCUGAAGGCAGGGAAAGGCCUUACGAUAGUGGGAAAUGUUUUAGAGGGAACCUAUCUCACCAAAGACACAGAGUCCAAAAAGGCGGAGCUGAACAUCAAGUCUGCCAUGUCAGCAGAGAGAACGAAAGGAUUCUGCCAUGUGGUGGUGUCUUCAAACCUCAGAGAUGGGGUCUCGCACCUCAUCCAGUCGGCGGGGCUGGGGGGCAUGAAGCACAACACCAUCCUGAUGGCCUGGCCCGGCACCUGGAGGCAGUCCAAUGACCCACAGUCCUGGAAGAACUUCAUAGAGACGGUGCGGGAGUCCACGGCAACCCAACAUGCCUUGCUUGUGGCUAAGAAUGUGGACAGUUUCCCCACCAACCAGGACCGCUUAGGGGAGGGCACCAUCGACGUGUGGUGGGUGGUUCAUGAUGGAGGCCUGCUGAUGCUGCUGCCCUUCCUGCUGCGACAGCACAAGGUGUGGAGGAAAUGUAAGAUGCGCAUCUUCACCGUGGCCCAGAUGGAUGACAACAGCAUCCAAAUGAAGAAAGAUCUCCAGAUGUUCCUCUACCACCUGCGACUGGACGCUGAAGUAGAAGUGGUGGAAAUGCAUGAUAACGACAUAUCAGCCUUCACCUAUGAGAAGACUUUAGUGAUGGAGCAGAGGUCUCAGAUGCUGAAGCAGAUGCAACUCUCCAGGACUGAAAGGGAGAGGGAGAUUCAGAGUAUCACGGACGAAUCGCGUAACUCGAUCCGGAGAAAGAACCAGGGCACCUCUGAGGGCACAAACCUCAGCCGGCAAUCCUCAACGGUGGAGGACAAUCAGGAGGACGAGGCCCAGCUAAUCCACGACAGAAACACAGCGUCUCACGCCACGAUAAACGACAAGGCGGAAGGCGGGCUCGACCGCGUUCACAUGACCUGGACCAAGGAGAAGCUGUUCACGGAGCGCAACCGCAACCGCGAGUGCAACUCCAACGUGGUCGUACGAGACCUGUUCAACAUGAAACCAGAGUGGGAGAGUCUGAACCAGUCAAAUGUCCGCCGGAUGCACACGGCUGUGAAGCUGAACGAGAUGGUGGUCAACAAGUCGCAGGGAGCCCACCUGGUUCUGCUCAACAUGCCCGGACCACCCAGUAACAGAGGAGGAGACGAAAACUACAUGGAGUUUCUGGAGGUUCUCCUUGAGGGUCUGAACCGGGUCCUCCUGGUGCGAGGCGGGGGCCGCGAAGUCAUCACCAUCUACUCUUAGGAAAACACAAAAAAACUCUUACGCCCCAUCCUGCACACAUGGACUUUUGCCAUGGAUACCAGUCACCGGGCAUUUUUCGGGGAAGAAGCCUAAUUUGUUUUUUAUGAAUGGCGGGGUUGUUGGAAGGCGGGACCACUUGUGAUUGACUGAUGGUUUGAAGGACCUCAGGAAGAAGCGUUAAAUCAGUGGACUGGUGGAGAGAAGGAAGCACAGUGUGCGUCCACGCUGUACCCCUGCAUGUGGAAGAUAGAGCAUAGAGACACUUUAUAUUGUUCAUUUUACUCUGAAAAAUAUGUUCUGUUACAUCUUCAUAUUCUUUCCCUCUUUUGUUGAUGUUGUCAAGUUACUGGCACUCGCUGUGUAAAGAUAAGCAAAGAACGUGCGCCGUUAUGAUCCUCGUAGUCUGUUAUUUUGUAUGGUGCACUGUGGGAGGUGCAGAGACAUUUGCUGGAACUGAGAAAAACAUGCAUAUCGAAGACAGACUUUGAUCUCAGUUGUAGAAAUGUCAUAACAAUGCUUAUUAAAUAAUUACAUUUAAAAUAACUUUCUAAGAUACUAGUUUCAGUACAAACUACAAAAGGGCAAGCAGUCAGAUUAAAAGCUGUAUUUAGCUCAGGUCGGUGUUCUGUGGUUGUUCGCCUUUUCAAUGAUUCACUGAAGGAUGUUGGUUCACUUCCUGUUUUCAGAUCACUGGUACUUGAUCAUUGUCAACAUCUCCCACCUUCAUAUAUAGGGAAAAAUAGCCAUAGGUAAUUUAAAGGACCCUUUGUAAGCUUUAUAAGAUGACAUACUUAAUGCAUACAUAUUUAUGGUGGCUAAAGUAGUGCUCAGUUGGGAGUAACUAUAUAUCUUUUUUAAUCCGAGGGCUGUUUGACAGCGUGCAGUAGUUUAAUACAAUAGUAGUUUGGCAAUGUUAACUUUGCACUACCUAUCUUUCAGCACUUAAUUCAUUGUGAACUCUCCUCUGGUUCCAUCGCCUAUAGUGACACUUUCCACUGGCUGACACACGGCUACAUUGUGCUGAGAGAUACUGAGCAGAGUAUAAUUCCACACUAUUUAAUACUCAGCGUUGUUUUUAUAAUAUUUUACCAGACAGAACUCUUUAGGCUCUGAGUCCCAGACUGAGUAGAUGUAUUGUAAUGAGCAUGUGUAGGAGAAAAAGUGCCAAAAUGAAACAAAAGAAACUGUGGAAGUAUUAUUGAUGCAUCUUUAAGCCACAAAAUAGUAAUCGCUUUUUUCUACAUUGACAAUCUUUAAAGAAAUUAAAAGCACAAUUACUUUUUUUUUUAUGAUAGAGUUCAUCCCUGUUAGAAGUCUUUUAACAUUUCUAAAAAUGCAACAAGUAGUGGAAUUUCCAGGACCAUUCAAAGAUGGUUCAAAUGCUGCACAAAAUAAUUGUAAAAAGGGAAGAAGGAAAACUAAUUGUACCUCAUGUGUACCUCCACAGUUUCUUUUUAUAUUAGCUGCAGUAUUUUGCGAAGCAGAAAGUCGUGUUCUCCUGAACUUCUUUGCGGGAAAAUGAGAACUUCAGAUUGUCAGUUAAGCAACAUCCGUGUUUUGUUGUGUUUUUGUUCAGUUGGUUACGUAUGUUACUAUAUAGUUAUAGUCUCUGUAGUGUUUGUUGAAUUAUAUUUGAUCUUCUGUUACUUUACGUGUUCAUUUUUCCGUGUGAUUUGUAUGGAAGGAGGCAGAGAGUGUGUGUGAAGACGGCAGCAGAUGUGUUUUGUUCCAGCCCAUAUCAGAAAACACGUCAUGCACAAACACAUAACUCCCCCCCCCCCCCCCCCCCCCCCCCCCCCCCCUCGGGAUACAGUGGCACCCUGGACUGAACGUAAAAAAGAAAUCAGAGUGAAGCAACCAGGGUACAAAGGAAGGGUUCAAAUAACUCUGUCAAUAUAUGCAGUUCAAACAAUUUCAGUUUCCUUGUUCAGUUUUAUAUUUUGAAACAUAGUUCUGUAUAAAUAAACUUGAAAUUGUCUAGUUUUAUGACAUUUGAAACCUUGAAAGUUGUAAAGAUAAAUUAUUAAAGAUGUAACAUUUAAAUUGUUUUGAAAUCAGUUACUGAGCUUAAUAGCAGUAGCUGUGCAUACAGAAAACACGAAACCCUAAAAGAAGAGUUACUGGAGGUAUAUAGGAUUGUCCGCAGUGUGUUUUUCACAGCUCCAAUGUUUGAGGUGACUGGAGAAAGAAAUCUACCUCAAGGUGUCACUGAGGCUUGACUGGAGAAAAAGAAGCGUGUUCAAUCACAUCUCUCUUUCAGAACUGAUGUUACAAAUGGUUUCAUGAAAGGGAAAAGGCAUCGGUGAUGUGCGAGGACGUGCAGAAUAGUGUGCGUGUGUGUGUGUGUUCCUGAGGUGAAGCUGUUUGUGUUUCUGCUGUUGUCAGGCUCAUGGCAGGCCUCAGUCUGGAUCAGGAAGUCGAUGUGGGCGCACAUAUAGAGGAGGGUAGCCCUGUAAAUUGUAUUUGUGCCUCUGAGUAAUUAUUAAAAGUGCUGAAAUAAACCAAAACGUUUCUGCAUCCUGA
Messenger RNA from Trematomus bernacchii (emerald rockcod), 6144 nucleotides. RefSeq names its product solute carrier family 12 member 7b (gene slc12a7b). Gene Ontology annotation, biological process: potassium ion homeostasis; potassium ion import across plasma membrane; chemical synaptic transmission. Gene Ontology annotation, molecular function: potassium:chloride symporter activity. The transcript has 26 exons. Lineage: Eukaryota; Metazoa; Chordata; Actinopteri; Perciformes; Nototheniidae. Gene Ontology annotation, cellular component: membrane. The record is from RefSeq and is a predicted model, not a curated record. Bases 124 to 3621 code for a protein of 1165 amino acids.